AAGCCGUAAAUCUUCUGUAAUCAGGAUGAGAGGGUGAGAGCAUGCUGCCUGACUUAUGACAGCGGAGUCUAUGUUGGGACCUGGACGGAUUGCUGGCUGGUGAGACACCCGAUCUGGCCACUAGGAGAGAUGCAGGGAGGGGAGAGGCUGGAGCCGCAGGCACUCUGGGACAAAUAACGACCAAGAGGCAGCAGGACGACCGCGGGUCAAAUAUGUGAGGAUGGUUCACCCUCCAAGAGCAGAUCCGAACAGAGAGAGAGCAGAGGACAGGAGCACCCAGUCUGGACCGCUUUAGGAUGUGGGUGGUGCACAGCAGACCCGACGCCCAGCUGUGAUCCCAGGCGGAGGGGUGUUCAAUGGCCGCGGCGCAUGACGACCCCGACCUGGGCGAGGGCCCUUCGGACGACACCGACAUCCUCGUGGACGACUACGACUCAGAGAGCCUGUUUUCGGAGGACUCGGUGCUUCCCAUCUACGAGGACAAUGAAAAGUACACAGAGCCGGCUAAAACGCUGUACGAGGCCUGCAAUCGGAACGACCCCACGGCGCUGGUUCAGAUCCUGGAGAGGGGCGUCACCAGAGACGAGGCCAUGGAGCUGGACAUCAACGGCAAGAACGGACUAAUGGUGGCUGUGGGAAAGGGUUUCGUGGACAUUGUCACCAAGCUCCACGUAUGUCCGCUAAUAGACAUCAACCAUCAAGACAGUGAUGGAAACACUGCCCUCAUGAUCGCCGCACAGGCAGGCUUCAUCACCAUUCUCAACUACAUCCUGAACUACUACACCGAUGUGGACACCGAGGUCCAGGAUCCCAGAGGCUUCACGGCGCUCCUCAAGGCGGGCAUGCAGGGCCGCGAGGACUGCGUGUGCGCGCUGCUGAUGCACGGUGCUGACAUAAAUGCGAUGGACAUGGUGCAAGGGAGAGGUCUGAAGGACUGGGUGCUCAGGACGGGCCGCUUCGAGACGCUGGUGAGGCUGCGGCGCCUGCAGGCCAAACCCGUCGCCGAGCAGUUCUGCGAGCGCUACGUCCUCGAGUGGCCCGAGCUCAAACAGCUGGUGGCGAAGGCCACCGCUGCCAGGACGGCCAGUCAGAGGCUGAGGCAGUGCCUGAAGGAGAGCCUCACCUUCAGCUUCCCCAAGGACCCCCAGGACGACGGGGUUCUGGACCACAUGGUGCGCAUGACCACCAGCAUCCACAGCCCCCUGGUGGUCACCGGGUGCCGCCCGCUCUGCCCCACCAGCCCCCCCGAGAUCGGUAGGCGGCGGUUCGCCGUCACGGAACUGCUGGAGAAGUACGACAGCAGGGAGCUGGAGGAGAGCACCGUAUCCCACAGGAACGGCUCCCUGUCCUCGGCGUCCUCCACGCUGGUCUCCACCAACUCCGCCUCCACCACCUCCUGCUGCCAGGACUCGCAGCCAACAGGCGGCAUGCGGAGCUUCAUCCCCCGCAGCCUGGCGCACAGGAACAGCAUCUUCCCCUCGGGCUGCAUCCCCAGGAUUGAAGUGACCAAAUCCACGGACCCCACGCCCAAGAAGGAGAAGAAGAAGAAGAAGCAGAAGGGCUACCUGGAGCCUCCCGUGUGGAAGUACAAGGAGGCCAAGGAGGAGAAGAAGAAGGAGAAGAGGCGCAGCGAGAGCGACAAGAAGUCGAAAGAGUCCAAAUCCAAAUCACGCAAGAAGUGAGACUGACAAACAGGCAAAAUAUAGUCGUUCCUAAAUACUGUGUAUUUAUAUGAGAAGGAAGGCCUUCGGAAAAUACUCAGUGGGGGUUUUUUGUGGUGGUGGGGGGUGUCUGCCUUUGCACCCAGUGAUAAACGAUACGAUGCGAGCACUGACGCUGUGCAGACACGAUCGGAAGGUUUCCUCCCGGCAACAUUUUACAGAUGUUCACAACGACUCAGUGUGAAGCAGCAUCGGAACCUGAACACACCGCGAACGAUGCUGCACAGUGAUGUCAUAUCGACGGUUGUGCGACUGGACACGUCCUCAGGCCGUCUGUGCCGUGUGGACACUGGGCUUUUACACGUGCUGCUGGGAAAGAACAGAAAACCUCAACUAUAUUGGCGCUGUAUGUUACUCAGGAAGUGUUUUAGUAAUAUGUCAGUAUUUGUCAAAGCAACAAUUCUUCUGUUUGUAGCUCAAACUGGUAAAUACAAAAGUACGUAAUAAUCAUGAACACAAAGCUGCAAUAUGUACAAGAAAAUAUAUAAAAAUGUUUGUUAUCUGAAGAACAAUGUAAAUAAAUCCUGUUAAGAAUGAUUAUCUCUGGAGCUCAGAAUAAAUUCAUUGACUU
This is a messenger RNA of Betta splendens (Siamese fighting fish), 2292 nucleotides long. It is a transcript of the gene ankrd33aa, whose product is annotated as ankyrin repeat domain 33Aa. The record is from RefSeq and is a predicted model, not a curated record. Lineage: Eukaryota; Metazoa; Chordata; Actinopteri; Anabantiformes; Osphronemidae. The coding region runs from base 357 to 1682 and encodes 441 amino acids. Gene Ontology annotation, molecular function: protein binding. The transcript is spliced from 5 exons.